UUCUUUCCCCUAUUUUUCUCUGUAUUCUGUAUUAUGUAGCAGUACUCAGUAGACAAUCCUGCAUUCUGUGUUCUGUAACACUAGUCCGUAUUAGGUAUAUAUAUACGUGCGUGUUCCGUGACCGCCACAAAUUGGAACUCUAGUGUGUUUCCUUCAUCACUUGAAAACUUCAGAGUAAUGAGUGAUAUCUCUUUAUCUGAUCUGUAACUUGGGUUUUUUGCCGAAGACUCAUGAGAUGACUGAUCAUCAAUACUCCCCGUCGGCCUUUAAAUUAGCGGCAGUAAAAAUUUGUGAGAAUGUCCGAAAUUUGGUAUUUGCUGGAUAAAAAUUUGACGGAUGCUUUUGUUGAGCGGCUUGAGCAACCCAGUCCCAAACCAAAUGGAAGUCGAUUUCGAUAUGUAUGGUGAGGCAGCGCUUGCUUACGAUAUUGCCGCACCAAAGUAUAGGGGCAGAGGUAACUGGGAAGCAGAGCUCGCUGACGAGAGAUGUAAGACACUGAAGUUCAGCUGCCGUAUUUGCUACUGUGUGCAUGAAACAAGGUUGUUUCCGAGUUAAACACGGAAGGCACCUGUUAAGCGGCGGCCAUCAGAGCUGUCAUCAAUAGUGCAUUAACCUGCAGCUUCUCUUCCUCCUCUAAGCGACUAUAUAUGCCCGAUCCAUCGAAGAUGGUGCUCGACGGCCCUUUUGUUUUUCAUUUCUUCCACCACAGGCUUCCAUUAUUUUUGUUAAUCCCUUUUUCUUGUUUCUGGUAUGCCUCUGUUUUGCAACAGAGCAUUCCUGGUAUGAUCCUGUUGGGUCAUGGAUGGAGAUAGUACUCCCCUUAUCCAAGUUUACUAGGUACCUAGAAUAUCCAUGGCUAUUCUCUCUCUCGCUCGCUCGCUCGCUCUCUCUCUGCGCAUCUCUAAUAAUUUAGGCAGCCGAUACGUCAGUUAUCUUCCCGGAUCAUCUUCGUUUCGGUCCGGUACCUCCAUCCGGUUGAACAUUCUUGUUUGGACCCUUUUUAUUUCGGGCCGCCGAAUCACUCAAACACCAGUGUCAGCGUGUGUGAUUCUCUCUCCACGCUCUUUUUCUUCACAGAUAGUGUUGGAUUUGGGAGAAUAUUGGGGUUCUGUUAUUCUCUCUUUAGCUACAGAAGUUUCUGAGCUACAUAUGAUUUUUCUGAACGAAAGUGGGAAACUUUAGAAUGUUGUGUACUUUUGGAUUGUAGAUUGUAGUUUGAACUUUGGGAUUGAGACCAAAGAACAGAAGACAUAGAAAACCACGAAUUAUUGGGUUCGCAUCAAGGAGUACAUUUCUUAUUUUAGGGAAUAAAAAUUGCCUUCAGUUUCAGCUCUCUAUGUUAGAAGGUGUACUCUACGAUAUAAUUUCUUUUCGGGUCUUACAGAAUGCUAAUUGAAUUGGUCUUCCUCUUCAAAAAAAGUACAUGACAUAAUUUUGAAAUGGUUUGAUACUAGGAACAUUUUUCAUUUAACCCCAUUUGUUCCCCAAAUGAGCAAACCUACAUUUAGGUUUUUUCUUUCUUUUAAUCAAGUGGUAUUAAUGGGCGUCGAGUUUCGCCAAAAAGAAUUCUAAAUUUGCUUCAAAUGCUCUAUGUUAUCUGCAGGAUAGAGCUGAUGGGUGGGGCCUGUUGUUCACGGCAUGUUACAGCUGUUUCACCAAGCCAGGACUUUGAGCCAAGGCAGCAUUUUGCCUCUGCACCUCCAAUAUAUGUUUCUAGUGGGGCCUCCGAGCCAAGGAGGUUAUAUGUGGAGGAUUCAAACAUAGCUGUCCGUCAUAACAGGCUGGAAGAGGUUCUUGAAGCAUUGGCACAUGCUGGCCUGGAGUCUUCCAAUCUUAUUGUUGGUAUUGACUUCACAAAGAGCAAUGAGUGGACAGGCACUGAGUCCUUCUACCGGAGAAGUUUGCAUCAUAUUGGAGAUGAACAAAAUCCCUAUGAACAGGCGAUGUCUAUUAUUGGAAAAGCAUUGGCUUCCUUUAAUGAGAACAACUUGAUUCGCUGUUUUGGAUUUGGGGAUGCAACAGCACGUUACCAAGAAGUUUUCAGUUUCUAUCCAGAUGAGAAGUUAUGUAAUGGAUAUGAAGAAGUAUUGGGACGAUAUAGAGAAUUGGUACCUUAUGUACAGCUUGCUGGGCCAACAUCGUUUGCCCCUGUCAUUGAAAUGGCCAUCACUGUCAUUGAGAAAAGUGGUGGCCAGUAUCAUGUGUUACUGAUAAUAGCUGAUGGAAAGGCAGACACACUACACUUGGGGAAAACUUUUGAUGCAAUAGUAAAAGAGAGUGAGUAUCCUUUGUCAAUUAUUCUAGUUGGGGUUGGAGAUGGGCCAUGGGAUAGCAUGAGAGAAUUCAUUGAUAGCAUCCCUGUUCGCGGCUUUGAUAAUUUCCAGUUUGUGAAUUUUACAGAGAUAAUGUCAAAGAAUAUGGACCAACCCCAAAAAGAAGCAGAAUUUUCUCUUGCAGGCUUGAUUAAACUACCAUCUCAGUAUAAAAAAAUCAUAGAGCUUAAUUUAUUGGGUGUUAGUAGAGGGAUGGCUAUUCACAGGGCCCCUCUUCCCCCACCUAUGCAUACUACAGCUUCUUUCGGCACCCAAGAAUCUUCAAUUUGGAGAAACUUGAUUCUGAGUGCACCCUCUUCCAAUGUAGAUCAUACGACAUGCCGUGACUGUGGAGUACGUCUUGGGUUAUGCCCCUUUUGCCGCCGUGCUAUCAGGACCCGAUUCAUGCUCUCUUAACAUCUGUCGUUCAGGAGAACUUUCUGGCCACCUUAAAACUUCAGCACUAUUAAAUUUGCCUAUACUUUUGGUUACGAGUUGGAUGCUGUAUUUAGCUUUGAACACUCUAUCAGAUUUUUUUCCUAGCACACUUCUCCUGUUUUGUUGAUUCCUGGUGUGUUUUCUAGAAUAAUGAUAGGG
This is a messenger RNA of Juglans regia (Persian walnut), 2909 nucleotides long. Its product is annotated as E3 ubiquitin-protein ligase RGLG1-like. The coding region runs from base 1584 to 2729 and encodes 381 amino acids. Lineage: Eukaryota; Viridiplantae; Streptophyta; Magnoliopsida; Fagales; Juglandaceae. The transcript is spliced from 10 exons. The record is from RefSeq and is a predicted model, not a curated record.